Molecule: messenger RNA, 3111 nt
Organism: Clarias gariepinus (North African catfish)
Lineage: Eukaryota; Metazoa; Chordata; Actinopteri; Siluriformes; Clariidae
Gene: plekhb2
Product: pleckstrin homology domain containing, family B (evectins) member 2
Exons: 8
Coding region: 102-776 (224 amino acids)
Biological process (GO): regulation of cell differentiation
Cellular component (GO): membrane
Source: RefSeq, a predicted model, not a curated record
UGAUGGGACAGCUGGUGACAAUGACGUCACGCGUGUAAACGGCUGGAGUCCAUUACUAGCUGCAGACUUUCAGACCUGACGACUAUCCGUCUCUUCAAAAGAUGGCGUUUGUUAAAAGCGGAUGGCUUCACCGCCAGAGCACUAUCUUGCGUCGUUGGAAGAAAAACUGGUUUGACCUUUGGUCAGAUGGGCGCCUCAUUUUCUAUGAUGACCAGCAACGGCGUGACAUGGAGGAUGAGAUACAUAUGAGGGUGGACUGCAUCAACAUUCGAAAUGCUAAUGCAUGUCGUGAUCUAACACCUCCUGAAGGGAAAGGCAGAGAAGCUCUUCUUCAGAUUGUUUGUCGUGAUGGCCGUGUUAUCAGCCUCUGUGCAGACAGUGCGGAUGAUGCCCUGGCCUGGACAGUGGCACUUCAGGAUGCUAGAAUCAACACAGUAGUGGCACCUCCUCAGUUUGGUUUUAACCAGGAAGUCAUUGCCUCUGCACCUCCUUCUUAUGCAGAACUAAACCCAACUCCUCAGGUGUACUAUCCGGACCAGUAUGGAGGCUAUGUCCCUUAUCCUCCUCCCCCCUAUGCCCCAAAUGCUGUGUACUCUGCAGUUGGGCAACACUAUGCCUUUGCCUCCCCCUAUCAAAACCCAGGAAUGUACCCUGCACAUGAACUCAACAAUGUGAUCAUUGAAGAGCGUCGACGUGAUGACACAGGUGUUGUUGUUGGCAUGCUCACUGGUGCUGCCACAGGACUGGCUAUUGGUUCCCUAUUUUCUGUAUUUUAAUAUACAUUAUUCUGUCCCUUUAAAUCCGAACAUGAGAUGGACUAGUAUUGUGCUACUGCUUAUCUUUGCUGCAACACCAUGCUAUAUGUAAAACUUAGAUCUAAUAGAUGUGAACAGCCUGACAGAUCACAAGCGCUUUCCCCAACAGAGCUAAUUUGGCGGUAUGAACCAAAGCCUUAUGGUAGCAUUUGUAGCUUGAUUUACGAGACUAGGUUUCACAUUAUUGUGAAAUGAGUCAGUAUUAAACAUGUCAGGGUGGUUGCCCCUGGAUAUUGGGUCACCUGCUUGGACUACAUAUGUAGGCUAAACACAGUGUAAUGAAGUAUGGCUGGUGAUUUCUUUUUUUAAUGUCUUGAAUUAAUUGGCACUGUAUUAUUAUUAUUAUUAUUUUUCUCCCUGACUCAUUGAGAUGCUUUUAAGCAGACCUUGGGAGUUGAGCAAACUGGACCAACAUGAGAUCACAUUAACUCAAAACUUAAGACUAAAUGUAGGUUUGCCAUGCAUAAUUUGAUGAUUCCUGAAAAUAAUGACUUAUCACUUGGUGAAAAAUUAUAUGAAUAGUGCAAUAAUUAAUGCAUUUUGCAAAGCUUUAAAUUUUAUCACUGGUUAACGAUCACUUACCUGGGAUGCUAUAAGACAUGCCGAUACUUCCGCUGUGGCCUUGCAAGGAGACCUUGAAAUAAUCAGAACAUAUUCUAUAUAUAAUAUUCAACAGUAAGUUCAAACAAAGUAAUUUGAUUAUACAAGAGGCAUUCCAUGAGUGCUGAUGUGGAGAACAGCAGCACUGGGACUACUGUACAUGUAUGUAUCACUUCGCUUCACAGGUUUCUAAUAAUUGUUAAUUACAUUAACUGUCAGUCACCAGCUUAACAACAUUGUAACCAACUCCUCCUGAAAAGAUGGAUAUUGUGGCACUAUUUGUGUUGACGGAGUAAAAUAACUAAUUAUAUAAACAAACAAAUUAUAAUCUGUUGAUAAUAAAUAAUGUUUGUUGAUCUUUUGUAUAAAAGCAAUAUUACACUUGAGGUUGUGCUGUUGUAUUAUAUAAAAGCACGUUAGUGCUAGCUAUGGCCACAUCACAGCUAUGCUGAUAUUCAGUACAACAGCAUUCCUCAUUUGAUAUUGGUUAAAUAUAUAUUCUUUCCUUGCUUACAAGUACCUUAACCAGUUUUAACAGUGAGGUAAAAUUCUAUAGCCAUGACCCAGUAUAUCCUGCUAAAAUAGAUUAGCAUAAAAAAUACAGAUCAAUAUAGGGAGUCGUCAGUUAGUGCAGAUAAUGUCACUGAUUUGUUGCUUCAGUUAAGUACUUGCUAUACUCCAAAUCAUAAUUACAUAGCUGCAUUUAAGAUGCAUUUUGUUGUUCUUUCUGCACCUAAAGAUCGAACUUAUAAACACUGCCAGAAAAUACAUCAAUGACCAACAUUACAGCUUGAAUUUUGAUUUAAAGAUCAGCUCAGUUUAAGCUAAUUCCAAUGAGCAAAAGUGCUGUUAAAUGUAUAUUAUUAUAUCACAGAGAUGCACUCCAGGUUUGCACUGAAGAGAGCUUCAUCUUCUGGCUUUGGGUUUACUCUUCUUUUAUGUAAACAUUGUUAAACCCUCAUUUAUGCUACAAUUCCAAAGUGUUUAUUCUGAAGAACUUGAAAAGCCGCUUUAAUAAUAUAUUUAUUUCUUUUUUAGGGGUGAAAAAGCUUCUCUCCAGAGUGUUAUUUAUUUGGGUUUGCGUUGCAAAAAUUUACUUAAUGCCUUGUUGAGGUCUUUGUUUUCUACACUGCUUUUUUUCUUAUUAUUUUUUUGUUUUCACCCAAUAACAAAAAAUGGUGAAAAAAUGCUUUUUAAAUAACAUUUAAUGGAAUCUGACCUCCCCCAUAUAAUAAGGAUACACAUGGUGUACACGGGUGUACACAAGGCAUUGAAGUUUCAUCCUUUCUUCUGGUCAUUUAUUUUCAUUAGGCUAUCUUAAUUAUGGUCUAUGUUAGACCAUAUUAGUUAGUGGUUACUUGUCUCUUUACUUGAACAUUACACAUUAAAUGAAAAAAGUGUUAAAUUGUAUUUUACCUGGUCAUUAGUAUGUUUAAUAAAAUUCCCUUCCUAUUAUUUUAUUACCAUCAUUCAUCACAUUUUAUCAACUUUUGAAUGUUAGAUAUUGGUGUUUGUGAACCAAUAAACAAAAUCAGUUUAAUAAAUACUUUCUGAAGAUGCUUUGUUUAUAGUUGUAUUUAACUUUUACUUUAUCACUGUUUGUCCAGUAGUCCUUUAUAUAUACUAUUUGUUGCUUAACUAAUUUGCAUUUUCAUGUUAUACUAUUGUGAAGUUAAUUAAAGUGACUUAACUAAAA